Saitoella complicata NRRL Y-17804 is the source of this 1368-nucleotide messenger RNA. Its product is annotated as thiolase. Gene Ontology annotation, cellular component: peroxisome. Gene Ontology annotation, biological process: phenylacetate catabolic process; fatty acid beta-oxidation. Gene Ontology annotation, molecular function: acetyl-CoA C-acyltransferase activity. Bases 29 to 1276 code for a protein of 415 amino acids. Lineage: Eukaryota; Fungi; Ascomycota; Saitoellomycetes; Saitoellales; Saitoellaceae. The transcript has 3 exons. The record is from RefSeq and is a predicted model, not a curated record.
AACAGCAUACAGCAUACAUCCCCAGGCAAUGGCAUCAGCAGUCAACCGCGUUGCACAGGUCGCCUCUCACAUCACCGGUUUGUCGUCCAGUAUCGACAGCAAGAACGCAGACGAUGUUGUUGUCGUCGCCGCUCUUCGUUCUGCGUUGACCAAGGGCGGAAAGGGUGGCUUCAAGGAUACCCAAGCUUCCGAUAUCCUUGCUGGUGUCCUCAAGGCCACCAUCACCAAGUCCGGUAUCAACCCUUCCCUCGUUCAGGACAUCGCAGUCGGUUCCGUUCUCCCUCCCGGUGGCGGUGCGACCGAGUUCCGUGCUGCCGCAUUGGUCGCUGGGUUCCCUUCCUCCACCUCUGUCAACGCAGUGAACCGCCAAUGCUCCUCCGGUUUGCAAGCAUGCGUUCAGAUUGCGCAUGAAAUCAAGGCCGGAAUGAUUGACUGUGGUAUUGGUGCUGGUGUCGAGAGCAUGUCGAACAACUACGGACCCGGUGCGGUAUCCGAGUUCAGUGACUUGUUGAAGGGACACUCAGAGGCGAAGGAUUGUCUGAUUCCGAUGGGUAUCACCUCUGAAAAUGUUGCGAAAGAAUUCAACAUUUCUCGCCAAGCUCAAGACGAGUUUGCCGCCUCUUCAUACGCGAAGGCCGCCAAGGCUCAGCAACAAGGACUCUUCAACGAGGAGAUUGUGCCUCUCAAGGUCAAGUUCACUGACCCGAAGACAGAUGAGGAAAAGGAGGUCACGGUCGACCGCGAUGAUGGUGUCCGUCCUGGCGUGACUGCCGAAUCCCUCGCCAAGAUCAGGCCCGCGUUUAGCAAGACCGGAACCACCCACGCCGGUAACGCCUCUCAGAUCUCCGACGGUGCUGCCGCCGUCCUGUUGUGCCGCCGCUCCUUCGCUCAGGCCAACGGAUUGCAGGUCAUCGGCAAGUUCGUUUCCGCCUCCGUUGCUGGUGUUCCUCCCCGUGUCAUGGGUAUCGGACCGGCUUACGCUAUCCCAAUCGCUCUUGAGAAAGCUGGCAUCACCAAAGACCAGGUUGACAUCUACGAGAUUAACGAGGCCUUCGCGUCGCAGGCACUUUACUCUUGCCAGGUCUUGGGCUUGCCGCUCGAGAAGGUUAACCCCAAGGGUGGAGCCAUCGCUUUCGGACACCCACUUGGUGCCACGGGAGCUAGGCAGAUCUCUACUUUGUUGACGGAGUUGAAGCGGACCGGGAAGAAGGUCGGUGUUACGAGUAUGUGUAUCGGUACCGGGAUGGGUAUGGCCAGUGUCUGGGUUGCCGAGUAAGCAUGCAUUUCUAUCAUUGUAAGAUGAGGUAGCUAGAUGGACUUUAGCUUUGUACGUUAGGUUAUGAGGUGAAUAGGAGUUUGCUUUGGCUU